GUUCGUGAGCUGAUAACUAAGAGCCAUUCGUUCCCCUGGAAUAAUUAAGGGGAGAGAAGUUCACCUCCUUCGAGCCCUGUUUCCUGUCUGACUGGACUCGUUGGACCAUCCCACACCUCUUUUAUUCACACCACGUCGUACCGUACUUCCUCAUCUCCUACCAGCCAUAUCCAUGGCUAAAGACGAGGUCGAAACAAUGCACCUCGAAGAUGGCGACCUACAGAAGGAUGUCGCAGAAGGCGUCAUCUCAGGCGAGGAGCGUCUCAGUCCAGAGGAAGACAAGAGAAUCCUCCGCAAAGUUGACAUCUUGUUACCUGUCAUGGCAAUGUCCUACCUCUUUCAGUUCCUUGAUAAGUCGGCCCUCGGCUACACAGCUAUCAUGGGUAUCAGGGAAGACCUUGGCCUCACGGGCCAGGACUACUCCUGGUCAAGCAGCAUCUAUUAUUUUGGAUACCUCAUCGCUUCCUACCCAGCUGGUGUCAUUAUGGUCCGCUGGCGGGUUGGGAAACUCAUUGCUGCUUCGGUAUUGAUCUGGGGCGCGAUUCUCAUGCUCACCCCUCUCUGUUUCAAUUCUACGGGCCUACUUACGAACCGUUUCUUCCUCGGGGUGGCUGAGGCUGCCAUCGCCCCCGGCUUAAGUAUCGUUGUUGCGAUGUGGUAUAAACGAUCGGAGCAGCCGUUGCGCCACGGCGCCUGGUACCUCGGUAAUACGUGCGCUGGGUUCUUCGGUGGCGUCUCUGCGUAUGGGAUCGGCCACAUCCAGACCAUCGCAUCAUGGAAGGCGGUCUAUCUCAUAUUCGGUGCGCUCACUGUCGCUUGGUCGUUCGCAAUCUUCUUCCUCCUUCCCGACGUCCCAGGGAAAGCACGGUUCCUCAGCAAGAGCGAUCGGGCCAAGGCCGUCCAGCGAGUGGAAGAGAACAUGACGGGCAUUAAAAGCAGCAAGUUCAAGUGGCACCAAUGCAUCGAAGCCAUCCUCGACAUUAAGACAUGGCUGUUGCUCUUGAUCCAGGUCUCCAGUAACAUAGGCAACGGUGGCGUGCUCACGUUUGGAUCCAUCGUCGUCCAAGGCCUGGGAUUCUCCAUGUUUAACACCCUGCUGGUGCAGAUGAUAAGCAUUGCCUUCCAACUCGUCUUUGUCGUCACGGCCUCCGCCGGGAGCACCUUCUUCCGCAAUACCCGAACCUACUGGAUGGCUUGUAACCUCGCCUUCUCCAUCAUUGGCUCGGCUAUGAUUCGCGAGAUCCCAGACACGCACAAAUGGGCACGCUUUAUGGGCUUCUGCUUGACCCUUGGCUACACUGGCAACCUCCCUGUACUCCUCUCUGUCGCUUCCGCGAACUUUGGCGGCUUCACCAAGAAGACCACUGUAAAUUCAUUGAUCUUCAUUGCCUACUGCGCAGGCAACAUCGUGGGCCCACAGCUUUUCUUUGCCAAGGAAGCUCCAUCAUAUACCUCUGGCUUUUUAGCCAUAACUGUUUGCUUUGCCAUUGGUUUUGUGGCAUGUUUCGUCCUUCGGUUUUACCUCAUCUGGGAGAACAAACGGCGAGACCGCGUCGGCGGUGUGCUCGAGGCAGAAGAGUCUAAUCACACAACUCUCAACAUGAUGGAUAAGACGGAUAAGGAGAUCCCUCAGUUUAGAUACAUGUAUUAACAUAGUAUCAACUAUCUAAAACUUCGCCAGUCGCGAGUACACAAGUCCCGUCCCUAAUCUUGGUUUGGAGAGGCCGUUGCCAGUUCAAGAAAGUGCGGCCAAUUUCCCUCCGGCUGCGACGGCUGUUGGCCCAACUGGGGAAAGGAAUGGUAACUGAA
Molecule: messenger RNA, 1809 nt
Organism: Phialemonium atrogriseum
Lineage: Eukaryota; Fungi; Ascomycota; Sordariomycetes; Cephalothecales; Cephalothecaceae
Product: putative transporter
Exons: 6
Coding region: 173-1651 (492 amino acids)
Biological process (GO): transmembrane transport
Cellular component (GO): membrane
Molecular function (GO): transmembrane transporter activity
Source: RefSeq, a predicted model, not a curated record